AGGAAACACAGAACAUUAUUACCCUACAUAUUUGUAUUUUAUGCAUGUAAGCGGUGACUUUCGAAUCACUUCCCUUCUGGGAGGCAGUUUACAUAACUUCCACAGAACACCAUCCAUUCAUGAUUAAAUUUGAUUGCUCUGGUUCAUUUUAGCACCUAUGUUAGUAUAUUCCCAAUACAUGUUGGAAGAAACAAUUUAUUAAGAAUACUGUGUUUGUAAAAACCCUAACAUGGCUUAUCUUAUUCAACCAUCCCAUCUACUGAACAGGUGUAUUUCCAUGGCUAUUUUGAGCGUAAUGGUACACGUGAAAUAGUGGAGUGUAAUCUUGAACUCCUGCAAAGCGAUGUCUGUGAAUUUAUUGACUUAAACAGUGGAGAAAAGUGGGUUUGUGUCCGUCCUAAAAUUCUUCCUUGUGACUCUUGGGUCUACCAUUCUACAGGGGGAGAGAGAAAAGUAACCACCAAAGAAGAAGAUGUAUUCUUAAAAAGGUCUGUCAUAAACCAAACUGUGCCUGUUUCAGUAACCCCAUUUAAUGUAUUGUCAGCUAAAACCAUCAAAGCUCCAAAGAAACCACUUCCUGCUUGUACUGUAAAACAGAUGGCAGCACAUCCUUCAGGGUUCUACUACAAUGAUACAUGGAUCUCGCUGCAGUGUCUUAAUCGCCAAUUUAAACUUCCAUCUGAUGCCAGGGCAUGUCUCCAAGACAAGAAUAUAUUGAUGUUUGGAGACUCCACACUGCGUCAGUGGUUUGAAUACCUUGAGGAUUUUAUUCCCACACUAAAGAGGAUGGACCUUCAUAAACCAUAUAAUCCAGGCCCUCUACUAGCUGUGGACGUGGAGUCAAAUAUUGUGAUGAGCUGGAGGUGUCAUGGAUUGCCAUUUAAAACUCUUAAAAUGAAAGCUGCUGAUCUACACUAUGUAGUUAAUGAGAUUUCAGGUAUUGGAGGCGGGCCAUUUACAGUAGUGGUACUAUCUGGCUGGGCUCAUUUCACAACUUACCCUGUGGCAGUGUAUGUGAGUUGGUUGAGAAAACUGCGGGAAGCUGUAAGGAUGUUACUUCUUAGAAGUCCAGAGACAAAGGUCCUCAUUAAAUCAGCCAACACCGCUGAAAACACAGUAUAUAGCAAUAACUGGUUUGCUUUUCAGUUUGACAAAAUACUAAGACUUAUGUUUUCUACCCUACCUGUGAUUGUAGUAGAUGCAUGGGAGAUGACAUCUUGUCAUUAUUUGCCAGAGGUGUUGCACCCAGAGAAACCAGUGAUCAAGAAUGAAGUAAACAUGAUGUUGUCCUAUAUCUGUCCACACUGAUAGUAACGUAUGUCAAGUCGACAACUGUAUUAGCCUUCUGAUACCAUAUUGGACAUGGACUUGAUCAGCGAAUAUUGCACUGUACUGUUGAAUGGCAAGUAUUAAUGAGAAGACAUUCAAGAAUAUCCACAGCAAGACAUACAACUGAUCAUAAAUUUAUAGUGGGAUACAGGUAGCAUUACACAUUUUGUGCUAUAAGGCAUAUAAUCAUAUAUGAGUAUGACCCUUGGGCUGUGGGUCUCUGAGUACUUGCUCAUACACUGGGACAUUGGUUUACUUUUUCAGUCUAAAGAACUAUUUAAUGCUUUUUUAAGGACAUGUACAUAAAUAAAGAAAUUUUGUUUUGUCUUGGGAUUUCUUGGAGUACCUGCUAAUCUUUUAAUAAUUGGUUCCACACUCCCUGGCUGUUGGUUUGGGGCUUUGCACCUAAAACUAAUGUCUCUGCUGGUGAUAGUAUAUUGUUCAACAUCC
Molecule: messenger RNA, 1779 nt
Organism: Xenopus tropicalis (tropical clawed frog)
Lineage: Eukaryota; Metazoa; Chordata; Amphibia; Anura; Pipidae
Product: NXPE family member 3-like
Exons: 4
Coding region: 598-1308 (236 amino acids)
Source: RefSeq, a predicted model, not a curated record